Messenger RNA from Anolis carolinensis (green anole), 2948 nucleotides. RefSeq names its product essential meiotic structure-specific endonuclease 1 (gene eme1). Gene Ontology annotation, molecular function: DNA binding; crossover junction DNA endonuclease activity. Gene Ontology annotation, cellular component: Holliday junction resolvase complex; nucleus. Bases 175 to 1932 code for a protein of 585 amino acids. The transcript has 9 exons. Gene Ontology annotation, biological process: replication fork processing; resolution of meiotic recombination intermediates; mitotic intra-S DNA damage checkpoint signaling. The record is from RefSeq and is a predicted model, not a curated record. Lineage: Eukaryota; Metazoa; Chordata; Lepidosauria; Squamata; Anolidae.
GUUUGUGGGUGUGCUCCUGGCCGGUGGGUUGGAAGGAAGUGAUGCUUGCUGGUGGGCGGGAGGCAUGAGGCGUGCUCUGCGGCUGCAAGCGCCAAACCCAGGGAGAGAAGAGCCUGCUUCUCAUGAAUGUGCCCCAUUUCCUGGAGCCUCCCGUGAUGAACAGGGGUGAGCACAAUGUUCCCAGAGCUGGGCAACAGUGAGAGUGACAGUGAAGAGCUGCCAUCUUUCCCAUUCCUAAGCCAGCAGCCGUCUGCCAUCAAAGCUGCCAUCCAGCCUCCUGCAGAUGAGGAGGUGGUUGUACUCUCCAGCUCAGACUCUGAGGCUUCCCCUGCUCUUCCUCCCACAUGGAAAAAGCCCUGUGGUCCCCAAGCGCUCACCUUGGCUGCCCCUCACCAGGACGUGAUGGCAGAGAUCAGCAGUGAGAGCGAAGAGGAGAUGGAGAUCAUCCCCUUGGCUGAAAGGCUCAAGAGGAAGCUUUUGGCCACCAAACUAUCUACAGCAGGAAGUUCAUUUACUAGGAUCCUAGAACGGAACACCGAAGACCCGGCUGGCGGCAACAGGCUCUGUCCCAGCCAUGAGGAAGAGGAGAAGCCACGUCCGAGAAGGCCAGAAACCCAGAAGAGAACUACAGCUGGUACUUGGGAGGUAUCAGACAGCGAUCCAGAACCAGCUUUACGAGAACCUACGAAACAGCCUUUGUUCCAGCUUCCAGGUUGUAGUUCUGGCUCGUCAGUGCAAAAUGUCAGCCAACAGGUGACAGAAAUAAGCCUGCAACCCUACUCCCAUCAGGCCAAUACGAUUUGUAGCCAGGAGGCACUUGAGCAAGCCCACCAGGCUGCUUUGCACAAGAGAAAGGAGCGAGCUGCUCAGAAGGUGCUGAAGGAGCAAGAGCGGGAGAAGAAGAAGGCCUUAGCAGACCUCUGGAAAGCCCAGAGACCAGAACAGUGCCUGAAGCACAUUCAAGUUGUCUUAGAUCCAGGUCUGUUGCAGGUUGAAGGGGGUGGGCAGGUGCUGACCACACUGCAGGCCAUGGAGUGUACCUGCGUAAUUGAGAGCCAAAGCGUUCCCUGCAGUCUCACCUGGAGAAGAAAGACCAGGCUGGCUCAGGCUGAAGAAGAGAGUCUGACAGAAGAAUCCAACCUUCUAGUUCUGGUGCCACUAGAAGAGUUUCUCGCUAUGAUUCAAAACUGUAAGCAGGUCAGCAUGGAAAGACCCACUCAGACUCUGCAGACAUUUGUGGCUAAUAUCCUACAGAAAAACUCUGGGAAAACUCUGGCAUUGGCUGUAGUAGAACUAGAAAAAUACUUCAGUUCUCACAAACCCAAGGGCCUGAAGAAAGUGAAGCAAGCAGUGCAGAGUGGCAGUGAAACACAGGAGCUAGGCAAGCAAAGGAACUGGAGAGGAAAAGCAAACUCUGCUCUGGAGUUAUCUAGAGUCGAUGUGGAAGAAGCCUUGGUGGAUCUGCAACUUCGCACAGGUGUCCAAGUCCAGAUGCUAGAGAGCUGGAAGGAGUUUGCUGAUUUUGCCAGUAUGUUUACCAAGGCUGUGGCUGAAGCACCAUUCAAAAGAGAACGCGACAAAACCAGCUUCUCCUUUUGCCUUGAGGGGGAUUGGAUUUCAGGUAUCAAAGUAGACCGCUCUGGGAAAGGGCUGCUCCAAGUUUGGAGGAAGCAGAUCCAGCAGUUCAGCCGGGUCAGUUUAGAAGUGGCAAGUGCUAUUGUGGCCCAGUACCCCUCUCCAAUGUUGCUGAUGAAGGCCUAUCAGCAGUGCUCUUCUGAACAAGAGCGAUACAACCUUCUGCGGGACAUACCUGUCCGCCGGGGUGAUGGUGUCACGGCCACUACGAGGCGAGUGGGUCCAGACCUCUCAAAACGGAUUUACCUGCAGAUGACUUCCCAUAAUCCUGAUCUUUCCCUGGAUGUUACUGGAUGAUCUUAAACUCUGGGUUUAAGUAGAAAUUGAUCAAGCUAUUUUUUCAUUUGGAGACUACAUAAAUUAUGGGAAAUGCUCCUGAAAAAUGCAUUAGGGCUUAGAGCCUUACAAAGGAGAACUAUUCAUCCUUUCUGCACAUUCUAAAAGCAUUUUAAAAAUUAAAAUUAUCUCCAGUUUCUGAACACAAAUACACUGAUUACCAAUCUAUCUACCACUGCUCACUAUAGUCAUAUGUGCUUAAAUAUCUGAAGAAUUCUUUUUUAUUACCAUCAUAAAUCUCAUUGAAUGCACCAACAUGGAAGCAGAAUAUUCUUCUUUCCUCUCAAAGCUCAUAAAUCUUUAAGAAUAUGAAGCCACCUUCAAAGCACAACAAUUAUAUAUAAUUGAGAGGUGUGAAAAUACUUCAAGACACAAGUAUUUAAUAAAUACUAUUUACUGAAGGAAAGUUAUUCAGAAUUACAGCUUAUAACAAAACUUUCCCACCAUCAAAUAGUGCCAGAAAUUUGUGGUAAGGGACAAGACUAUAUUUUAAUGAGAUUAGAAAUUAAGACAUCUCUCCCAAUGAACAUUUUUUGCACAAUCCCUCCUUGUCAUGCCUUAUAGUGCCUAAAUCUGAGUAAAUGUAACUAUAUAAAACACACUUCGUGAUUAAGUUUGCAUGGUAAACAAAGGCUUCAAUGGUAGGCCAUUGCAGUAUUCUGUUAGAAGAAAAUAUACAGUAUAUACAUUUGUGGUCAAUAAAACAAGAAUAGCAGGUACAAACCGGGCAUCACAGUUGAGUCUUGUCACUAGGGGAAAGCAAAACUGCCUGCUUAAUCUCAUAUAGUCAGAAAAAACACCCAAAGCCAGUAAUUUUUUAAAAUAUGUAAUGACUUACUCUCUUUAAUGUGACAAUUAUCAAGAAAUAGCACUUUGGCGCAUGGACAGAACUGUAUCCAGAUUGUAAGCAUACAAAAUGUAAAAAUAUAUUUUACUUUUUUAAAAUGACAUUAAUAAAACAAUGCAUUUAUUCCUAA